Gamsiella multidivaricata is the source of this 966-nucleotide messenger RNA. RefSeq lists its product as uncharacterized. NCBI's taxonomy places the organism in Eukaryota, Fungi, Mortierellomycota, Mortierellomycetes, Mortierellales, Mortierellaceae. Bases 68 to 679 code for a protein of 203 amino acids. The transcript has 3 exons. The record is from RefSeq and is a predicted model, not a curated record.
CGAUCUCCAUUCAUCUUCGCGCCGUCAUCUCUUCGUCGAAUCAUCACGCUGCUGAAGCAAUCACAUAAUGACCUCUCGAGCAGCAACAGUGGCCAUGUCCUCGACUUUGUCCUCAAAGGCUGCCACCGCUAACUUCCGUAAACUGAUGGCAAGUCCGCAGACGCUGAGCAGGACGCUGGCUGGACUUCGAGUUCGCCCUGCCACUGACUAUGUACACCAAUGGGUCCCUGUCCCUGGAGUCGCCACCGCCAAGAAGGGAUCUUCAUCAACAGCAGCAUCAGUAUCACCAUCACAGCCUGCAGCACCAUCAAUACUGACGGCCACAGGAGAGCGUACCCGAAUGCGCUGGCAGCAAUCGAAGGUCUCGGCGAGAGUGCUGGCAGAUAUCCGGAAGAAGGUUGCCCGUCUGGAGAAAGCCGGGAUUGCGUUGGCGACUCACCCUGAGACGGGAGAAGCUAUUUCUGCGGCACAGCUGCUGAACUUGCCUGCGCCCAAGCCUUUGUCGACAAAGACUGUGCGUAUGGGUAAACCGGAUAAGGGUCGCAAGCACGACAGGACUGCGCCUGAGAGGAAGGCGAAGGUUGCUAAGGCCAUUGCAGAGAUGCCAAAGACGAUCGAGACCUGGAAGAAGGCCAAGGCUGCUGAAAAGACGAAGACAAAGAGCACUCUGCCAUUCUAACCCCCCUCCCCCAUCCUCCUGAUAUCGGAAGCAACAUCCCAACGCGUCAGCACGAUCAGAAUUGAUUUUUUUUUCUCUUCAGGAACGACAUAUAGAAAUCAAAUUAAAGACUUUUUGCAUGGACGAUAUUGUGUUGGAUUGCAGCUGGUAGUAGGUCCCUAUCAUCUUGCAGGAAGCGAUCCGGUAAAAAAAACGACGUUGGUUUUCUAUCAAGGAGCUUUGCAGACAUAAUUUUGCGGACCCAUCAUUUUGCAUGAGGCCAUUGGAUUAAAGAUGGUGUUGGGGAG